AUGGAUGCCUUCUCCGGCUACAACCAGAUCAGAAUAGCGCUUGAAGACCAAGAACACACGGCUUUCAUCACCGAUUUGGGGGUGUAUUUCUACAAAGUCAUACCGUUUGGGCUCAAGAACGCAGGCGCCACCUACCAGAGGGCCAUGAACAAAAUGUUCACCGCUCAAAUCGGGUGGAACAUCGAAGUCUAUGUCGAUGACAUGAUCGUCAAAAGUCGCUUGGCACCAAACCACCUGACCGACUUGGCCGAAACAUUCUCUACACUCCGGAAGUAUGGCCUACGGCUAAACCCGACAAAGUGCGCAUUCGGCGUCAGUUCGGGAAGGUUCCUCGGAUUCAUCGUGCAUGAAAGUGGAAUCGACGUGAAUCCAGGAAAGUGUGAAGAGGCUUUUGGACAAGUCAAGCGGCACCUGGCCAACCUUCCCUGCCUUGCUUCGGUCAUUCUCGGGGAAAAGCUUAGCAUUUACUUGGCCGCCUCCCAGCACGCAGUCAGCUCUGUCCUAACCAAAGAAGUUUCCGGGGAGCAACUACCGGUCUACUACGUCAGCCACGUCCUGAACGGACCCGAGGAGCGGUAUCCGCCACUCGAAAAGCUCGCUUUGGCGCUCAUGCUGGCAUCCCGAAAAUUACGCCCUUACUUCCAGGCUCACACGAUUGAGUCUGUAGCCGACUUCAUCGCGGAACUGGCCGAUGGCGGGAAUGGAAGCCCCGAGCAGACAGAGGAGGCGUGGGACUUGCACGUGGAUGGCUCGGCUACCUCCAGCAGCGCCGGCGCGGGGUUGGUACUCUCAGCUCCCGACGGACGCUUGUUCGAACGCUCCCUCCGCUUCGGGUUUCGGGCCACCAACAAUGAAGCCGAAUACGAGGCGCUCCUGGCAGGACUCAAGCUGGCCCUUGAAAUGCAGGUGGACAUCAUCCACGUCUUCACUAACUCGCAGCUCGUCGCCGAGCAACUUGGCGGUGGGUACGAAGCCAAAGAACCAACCAUGGCAAGGUACCUGGCAGAGGUAAAAAGCCUAGCCUCCAACUUCUCCCGCUUCAUGUUAUCCAUGGUGCCGAGGAACCAAAAUGAACGAGCCGACGAAUUGGCGAAGAUGGCUUCGGGACUGGACCACGAAAACCACUCCGGGGUCGAAGAUCUCCCAUUCUGCACCAUCUCAGUUUUGUCUGUAGCUCCGGCCGAAGCGCGCACCACGUGGGUACAGGAGAUGCUGCUCUUCAAACGCAAUGGGGUCCUUCCCGAUGACAAAGCCGCGGUGCGCCGCAUUCGCCGAAUGCAAGCAUGGUAUUCCGAGGUGAACGGACGGCUCUACAAACGGUCCUUCUCACAGCCCCUACUGCGAUGCCUCGAGCCUGGCAAAGCGAAGGCAGUCCUCGCCGAGGUCCACGAGGGGAUCUGCGGGGAGCAUAUUGCUGCUCGAACCUUGGCCUGCAAAAUCCUUCGUCAAGGAUACUACUGGCCCACCAUGUCCCAAGAUGCUAGAACCUACAUGUAG
Molecule: messenger RNA, 1497 nt
Organism: Musa acuminata AAA Group (dessert banana)
Lineage: Eukaryota; Viridiplantae; Streptophyta; Magnoliopsida; Zingiberales; Musaceae
Exons: 3
Coding region: 1-1497 (498 amino acids)
Molecular function (GO): RNA-DNA hybrid ribonuclease activity; nucleic acid binding
Source: RefSeq, a predicted model, not a curated record